Molecule: messenger RNA, 1623 nt
Organism: Blepharisma stoltei
Lineage: Eukaryota; Ciliophora; Heterotrichea; Heterotrichida; Blepharismidae
Source: the annotation of a GenBank genome assembly
AUGAUCAGAAAGCUGUUCCGGAGCCACGGGUUCUUAUCUCAAGUCAUAGAAAGCUCAGUAAACCCAGCAUCUUCUGAGUUCCUAGACAACCAGUCCCAAUUUUUGCGUCUCCGGCAAGAACUGCUUUCGAAAAUUGAAAAGGUUAAACUAGGUGGAGGCCACAAUUCAACUGAGCGACACAAAUCAAGAGGAAAAUUAAUUCCAAGAGACCGUGUGAAUGCCCUAAUUGAUAAAGGCUCCCCCUUCUUAGAACUUUCUCAGUUAGCAGCCUACGAUAUGUAUGGCGAAGAUGUCCCGAGUGCUGGCAUAAUCACAGGCAUUGGAAGAAUCCAAGAUCAGCAAUGCAUAAUUGUAUGCAAUGACGCCACUGUUAAAGGAGGAACCUAUUACCCUACUACUGUUAAAAAACACUUAAGAGCACAAGAAAUAGCUUUGGAGAAUGGGCUGCCUUGUAUUUACAUUGUUGACUCAGGUGGAGCAAAUCUCCCUCGACAGGAUGAAGUUUUCCCUGACAAAGAACACUUUGGAAGAAUUUUUUAUAAUCAGGCCAAGCUUUCGAGUGCUGGGAUCCCACAAAUUUCUAUUGUGUGUGGCUCUUGCACCGCAGGUGGAGCAUAUGUUCCAGCUAUGAGUGAUGAAAAUGUGAUAGUAAAUGGAAAUGGGACCAUCUUCCUUGGAGGACCUCCACUAGUAAAAGCUGCGACUGGAGAAAUCGUAUCAGCAGAAGACUUAGGAGGAACCACUUUGCAUUGCACCACAAGUGGUCUUACAGAUCAUUUUGCUAAAAAUGAAGCCCAUGCUUUACAGCUUGCUAGAGACAUUAUCAAAAACUUGAGGUCUCAAGAAAAUAAAGUAGAAGAAGAAGUUGAGGAGCCGCUUUAUAGCAUAGAAGAUUUAGCUGGCAUUGUUGCAGUUGACGGGAAAAAGCCAUUUGACAUAAGAGAAGUCAUUGCAAGAAUCGUUGACGGCAGCAGAUUUCACGAGUUUAAAAAAGGAUAUGGAACCACCUUGGUGACUGGAUUUGCAAAGCUUUAUGGGAUGAAUAUAGGGAUUGUAGCAAAUAAUGGAAUUUUGUUUUCAGAAUCGUCACUUAAAGGAAGCCACUUUAUUCAAUUGUGUGACCAAAGAAGAAUUCCUUUGUUUUUCUUACAGAAUAUCACAGGAUUUAUGGUUGGACAGCAGUAUGAAGCUGAAGGUAUUGCGAAACAUGGAGCAAAAAUGGUUAACGCUGUAGCUACAAGUACAGUGCCAAAGAUCACUUUGUUAUUAGGAGCAAGCUAUGGAGCUGGAAAUUACGGAAUGUGCGGAAGAGCAUAUGGCCCAAGAUUCUUAUAUAUGUGGCCUUCUGCCAAAAUUUCAGUUAUGGGAGGAACUCAAGCUGCAAAUGUCCUUGCUGAAGUAAACGCAAACAAAGGUAAAUGGAGCAAGGAAGAAGAAAAUGAAUUCAAAGACAAAAUCAUUGCAAAAUACGAUAAAGAAGGUUCGGCCUAUUACUCUACUGCAAGAUUGUGGGAUGAUGGAGUCAUUGAUCCAUUCCAAACAAGACAAAUUUUAGGUUUAAGCCUUUUUGCUACUCUGAAUAAAGAAGCAGAAAAGACUUCACAUGCAGUUUUUAGGAUGUAA